AUUGGUGAUACAAUGUUUUCCAAACAUGCUUGUCAAAGUGUACCUCUGGAUGUACUUAGUAGCCUUCCUGAUAACGUAAUCGAUGAGAUUCUUAUGUGUUUGCCUUUACGAGAAGCUGUUAGGACAAGCAUCUUAUCGACGAAAUGGAGAUAUAAGUGGUGCAGAAUACCUGAUUUGAAACUCGACUAUAAGCUUUGGCAAUCAAAAGUGGACAAGAGGAGUGUUUUAAAAAAAUUUACUAAAAUCAUCUAUCAUCUUGUGACUUCUCAUGAUGGACCAAUUUCUAAGUUUAUCCUCUCGAUUCGUGGACUUGAAGAUAGUCCUGUGCUUGACAAGUUGAUAUAUUUCCUCUCUAGGAAUAGUGUUCAGCAUCUUGAACUUGAUAUCUCUGGAUACUACAAACAUAAAUUGCCUUCUUCAAUUUUCACUUGUUUGCGAUUGAUGCAUCUAAGCCUCAGUGGUUGUUCAAUACAACUUGCUCCACGGAACUUCAAAGGUUUUGAUACGUUAAUUUGCCUGGAAUUAAGGAACAUGACAAUUUCUUCCAAAAUACUUGAAAAUUUGAUCUCUAAUAGUCCAUUGCUCGAUACCUUAAUGUUGCAUCAAAAUGUUUAUUUUGGUAUCAUUGAAAUUAAUGCUCCCAAGCUUCGAGCCUUUGAAUUCAACGAAAUGGAAGGGUCUAUAUGUUUAAAAAGUACCCCUAAUCUUCAAGAUCUCACACUUUGGCAUAAAAACUAUCAUGUGGGGAGCAGAAAUCAUUUCAAGUCUUUCUAUCAUCUCGAAUAUCUGGUGUUGAAUGGCCAUAGUCUCAAGGUUUUGGCUGUAGCAGCUGGUGAAGUAACAACAAGGCUUCCGUUUGAUCUUAACUCUCUCAAACAACUUUGCCUAGAUGAGAUUUAUCUGCGUGAAUUAGAUGUUGUCUCGAGUGCUGUUUUCUUGAUUAAAAGUUUCCAACACUUGCAAAUAUUGGAAAUACAGGUUGAAGAUUAUGAUAACGAUAUGUCAGCACUACAAUGUCUUGAAUUGGAAGCUUUCUCCGAUGUGAAAUUUAAUCACCUUAGGAAAUUUGAGCUAAGUUGUUUUACAGGCUCGGACCGUGAGAUGCAACUUAUCAAGCUUUUGUUGGCCAAGUCUCCCGUAUUAGAGAAUAUGCGAAUCCAUCCCUUGCCAGAUUAUGAUAAUGCUUCUGAAAAACUCAAAAACGAAAUCCCUGUAUUGCUAAAUACACUUCAGCGUGCAUCACCUCAAGUGGAAGUUGUUUAUGUUUUUGGUAGCUAA
This is a messenger RNA of Solanum lycopersicum (tomato), 1278 nucleotides long. Its product is annotated as F-box/FBD/LRR-repeat protein At1g13570-like. Gene Ontology annotation, molecular function: protein binding. Lineage: Eukaryota; Viridiplantae; Streptophyta; Magnoliopsida; Solanales; Solanaceae. The record is from RefSeq and is a predicted model, not a curated record.